AUGGCACCCGCGCAUGGCACGGCGACGACCGCCACCGCCGCUGAGCCCGUGCUGACACGGCUGGUGCAGCAGGAUUUCAUGCCAUGGUAUAGGAAGCCGAACCUGAGGACUCUGUAUAUGCUGCUGCUGCCGACAUGUAUUGGGAUUGAGAUGACAUCGGGAUUCGACUCGCAGAUGAUCAAUACCGUGCAAAUCUCCGACUCCUGGCAAGCUUACUUCAAUCACCCAACUGGAGCGCUCAAGGGUAUCAUCUCUGCGGCCUACAAUCUAGGCGCGAUAUGUGCUCUCCCUUUUGUACCCAUGUUGAAUGACACGUUUGGUCGUCGAUGGGCCAUCUUUAUAGGAUCAUGGAUCAUGGUGUUUGGCGCUUGUCUGCAAGCCUUCUCCAACGGAGCUGCCAUGUACGUCAUCGCUCGGUUCUUCCUGGGCUUCGGUAUCCCCUUUUGCAUCAUCGCCGGCUCCUCCUUGAUGGGCGAACUUGCAUACCCCAAGGAGCGUCCCAUCAUGACUUCGCUAUUCAACGCUCUGUACUUCAUUGGAGCCCUCGUUGCAGCCGGAAUCUCCUUUGCUACGCAAAGUAUCAACAAUGAUUGGGCAUGGAGGACGCCAUCACUACUCCAGGCUGGUCCCUCCAUGUUCCAGAUCAUCUUCAUAUUUAUGAUCCCAGAGUCACCCCGUUUCCUAAUCAGCAAAGACCGGUCCGAUGAAGCCUUCCGCGUUAUAGUAAAAUAUCAUGCGGAGGGUAAUCCUGACUCCGAGUUUGUCAAAGCCGAAAUGGCGCAGAUUGAAGGAACCAUCCAACUUGAAAUGGAGCAUUCGAAACGUUCUUGGAGAGAGAUGUUCAGUACCCCUGGAAUGCGCAAGCGUGUGAUUAUCGGCUCGUUUCUAGGACUGUUCACGCAGUGGUCUGGGAACACCUUGAUUUCGUACUAUCUCAACGACCUCCUCAAACUAAUCGGCUACACGUCCUCCGAAAUCAAAAACAAGCUCAACGUCGGCCUCAACAGCUGGGCUCUCGUCAACGCCGUCUGCAUAUCCCUCCUCGUCCGCCGCUUUCCCCGCCGCGUCAUGUACUUAACCUGCACCAUCUCCCUCCUAUCCUGCUACGUCGGCUGGACCGUCAGCAUGCAGCAAUUUCUCGAGCAUCAAGGCCCUGCCGCGGCCAAAAUCACCAUCUUCUUCAUCUUCCUUUAUAGCCCGUGCUAUAAUAUUGGCUACAAUGCACUCACGUACACGUACCUGGUGGAGCUCUUUCCAUUCGCACAGCGAGCCAAGGGGAUCACGAUUUUCCAAUUCUUCGGCAGAGGAGCGGCAUUCUUCACGACUUUUGUGAACCCCAUUGGCUUGGAUAAUAUCAAGUGGAAGUGGCUGAUUACAUAUUGCUGCUGGCUUGCUUUCGAGAAUGUUUUCGUCUACUUCAUGUUUCCCGAGACGUAUGGAAGGACGUUGGAGGAGUUGGCGUUCUUGUUUGAGGAUCGGAGUUUGGCGGAGCAGCAGGCGAGUAGGGUGGAGAAGCAGUUGCAUUAUGAAUUGAGGGACAGAAAUAGUAUGGGCAGCCCGGAGUUCGAGGAUGAAAACUUCAGUGUCAGGAGGAGAGAGAGGAGGGAGUUUGUGAGUAGCUGGGAGGCACCGAGGUAUCCGGCUAGGACGGGCUAUGGGGAGUCGAGAUGGUGA
Westerdykella ornata is the source of this 1674-nucleotide messenger RNA. RefSeq names its product hexose transporter-like protein. The record is from RefSeq and is a predicted model, not a curated record. Gene Ontology annotation, biological process: carbohydrate transport; transmembrane transport. Gene Ontology annotation, cellular component: membrane. Lineage: Eukaryota; Fungi; Ascomycota; Dothideomycetes; Pleosporales; Sporormiaceae. The transcript is spliced from 5 exons. Gene Ontology annotation, molecular function: carbohydrate:proton symporter activity. The coding region runs from base 1 to 1674 and encodes 557 amino acids.